ACUUGAUGUCCCCAAAUACAGUAUCAUUGUAUUCUGUCCUUUGCACCAUUAGCACCCACAUACAACGUGUUGGGUUAUUUCUACUUUUGUAAUAUAAAUUUAUCUAAAAAAAAAAAAAAAAGAAAAAACAUUGACAUUGAGAGGGUGAGCAAGCAAACUUCAGGAGAAGGUGUGAUCCUUUGCGAUGUGGGAGUGACUGGAAGGUUGAGUAUAAAGUGACCAUGGAUGCAGGGAGAACAAUGGGCGGCGUUCCAGUAGUUUGUGGCUGUGAGAGAUGAUGAGAGCGGGCAGCACAGCAUAAAGAGGAACUACAAGGAUCACACACUAUACUGUACUUCCAGCAGCUGUCCAUUGGUCAAUAAGACAAGCUUAGGAUGGAGAAAUCUGCACUGCUGCUGUGUUACUGCCUGGUCAUGUCCACAUCAGGAUCCCCGCUAUUCCCAUCCAUCAGGUUUGGCCAGAGGGACACGUCCAUCCUGAUGACAUCUUCUCUAAAGAAUCCAGAGCAGCUUGAAGACACAAGUUCUUCCCAAGAAAGAGCAGAGUUACGCUUGGCCCGCCACGCUGACGCCAUCUUUACAAACAGUUAUAGGAAAGUGUUGGGCCAAAUCUCUGCCAGGAAGUUCCUCCAGACCAUCAUGGGCAAACGUCUCGAAGAUGGAAGUGAGAGUUAUAUGAAACGCCAGUCAGAUGUCUAUGAAGGAACGUAUAAUGAAGAUCUGACGUCCAUCCGGAGCGAUCAGAGGUACAUGGGGACUUGAUGACAUGCAGCGAGGCUCAGACGGAAGCAGACACACUGUGUGCUCCUUUUCAAAACCAUCCCAGCUUGUUGUCCCUGACAAAAAAUAUUUUUCUUUUUCAUUGAAGAACUGAACAAAACAUCCACAAUUAACAAUACAUGUAUUGUCAUUUCUGUAUGUUUGUUGUACUUGUUUUUUUUUUGGUCAAAUUGUGGACUAUUGGCUUCAAGUGUAAACAUUUGCAGGCAUAAUAAGAAUAAAAAUAGUCAGACAGGGUUAUUCAAACUUGUUCCUUCGUGGGGCUUAUUCAUGUUCUUUUUAUUACACAUGCAGUCAUCAAUCCAAAGUAGUCUUACACAACAAGCACCGUAAAACUAAUGCUGCAAAUGCAAAAAAAAAAUAAAAAUCUACGACGGAGUAUUAGGGCCGCAUUGGAAAAGAAAUAUUAGCUUACGACAAUAAAGUCGUAAAUUUAUGAGAAAAAAGUCCU
Dunckerocampus dactyliophorus (ringed pipefish) is the source of this 1230-nucleotide messenger RNA. RefSeq names its product growth hormone releasing hormone (gene ghrh). Lineage: Eukaryota; Metazoa; Chordata; Actinopteri; Syngnathiformes; Syngnathidae. Gene Ontology annotation, molecular function: peptide hormone receptor binding; growth hormone-releasing hormone receptor binding; growth hormone-releasing hormone activity. Gene Ontology annotation, cellular component: perikaryon; extracellular region; terminal bouton. Bases 375 to 761 code for a protein of 128 amino acids. Gene Ontology annotation, biological process: positive regulation of multicellular organism growth; positive regulation of growth hormone secretion; positive regulation of cell population proliferation. The record is from RefSeq and is a predicted model, not a curated record. The transcript is spliced from 6 exons.